Molecule: messenger RNA, 2130 nt
Organism: Daldinia loculata
Lineage: Eukaryota; Fungi; Ascomycota; Sordariomycetes; Xylariales; Hypoxylaceae
Product: dynein light intermediate chain-domain-containing protein
Exons: 6
Coding region: 489-2063 (524 amino acids)
Biological process (GO): microtubule cytoskeleton organization; microtubule-based movement
Cellular component (GO): centrosome; cytoplasmic dynein complex
Molecular function (GO): dynein heavy chain binding
Source: RefSeq, a predicted model, not a curated record
UAACCUAGUAAGGUACCUACAUAGCUGCUUCUGUAAAACCCCCUGAACGAAACCCCUGCACUGGAGAAAACGUCGGACCGUUGAAGCCUGAAGGUCCACUAUAAUCUAUCAGUGAUCUAAGGCCGGUGUUAAUCAAAUGCUUAGAGCUUCAAGGGGAAUAAAGGUAACAUGUAGCUACAUGUUUCUUAUGUUGAAAACGAAUCGCCCUUGAAGCAGAGACCGAUCAACCCAAACUAUCUCACUUUUGUAAUCCCCCCCCCCAGGUGUCUCAUUUUGUUGAAUAGAAAGAAAAGAAAGGGGAAGAAAAGUCUUGGUGACAUUUCAAGCCAGCGAUCGCCUUUCUCCAAACGCGGUUCACCUAAAAUUCGACCUUAAGACGCGUUCUAAGGGUCUAAUAGUGAUCGCAACCUCAACCCCGUUACGUUAAGGGCAGUCUUAGACGCAAAUAGGUCUCCCCCAAUGCUACCACCAAUCGACCGAAAUCAAACAUGACGGCCAAUUCGAACCGGUUCUCCACGUAUACGAGUACCUCAGUCGGUACCGGUUCGGAGGGAAAGAAGGAUGACCAAAAAAGGGACAUGUGGAGCUCUAUGCUCGACUCCGUCGCCAGCGGCAAGAGGUUACCUGAGAAGAACUUACUGGUUCUUGGGGGUUCCGUAGAUUCGCAACGAGACUUCCUCGAAGCCCUAUCGAGUAACGACGGCCGGAAAGGUAUAGAUCGGAAUAGUCAAAAGAUCCCCCCGAUAGCCAAUAGUUUCGCCCUUGGAUAUACAUAUUACAAUGUCUUAGACGCAGAUCAGGAGGACUUUCUAGCACGCAUAUCACUUUACCUCCUUACUAGUCCAUCUCCCUCCUUUACUGAGCUCAUCAAACCGCUUUUGACUCCGCAAUCCAUCGCAAAUACAUUAAUAGUAAUACUGCUCGACUGGUCCCAACCUUGGCUAUGGAUGCGACAACUUCGAGAGUGGUUGCUGCUGUUGCGAACCGUCAUAAUGUCCCUCAGUUCCGAGUGCAAGGAGACGAUGGAGGAGGUAAUGAUCAGCUGGAGAGACCGUGGGCGAACAGGUGGAUCCGUGAAUCUAGAUGGCACCGGCGCAGUUGCGGCAGAAGGGGACGUCGCACUACCGCUCGGGCCAGGAGAGUGGGAAGACGCUCUAGGCUUACCACUCUGCGUUGUAUGCCAGAAUUCUGAAAGAAUAGACUACUUGGAAAAGACACAAGCGUGGAAAGAGGAAAAAUUCGAUCUCGUGCUUCAAUAUCUAAGAACGGUGUUAUUAAGACACGGUGCUUCUCUUAUUUACACAACACCAUCGAUGGCCUCGCCGCUGCAAAGUCUUAUUCACGCCAGUCUUGGAAUACACUCGUUACUGAAGCGCGGCUCCUUAAAAGCUAACGUCAUUGACCGAGACAAGAUUGUAGUACCCCCUAACGGGGACUCCUGGGGUAAAAUUCGAGUAUUACGAGAUGGUUUCGACGUGGAAACGGUUAGCGAAGGUUGGUCGAUAGACCUCGACCAACCUUUUCCCACAACAAAGACAAACGAGACAAACGAUGCUAGCCACCAAGUAGGUGGUGACACAAGCGAAACGAGUGAGCCCGAAGGAUCUUCCGUCGCACUCUACGAAGAGCAAGUCCAAGACACAAGUCUGGAUGCCUUACAGUUAGCUCAAGGGAACCAAGAUACGAGCAAAUUGGAAGUGCCCUCAGUCGACACGCAAGCCUUCCUUGCCAAUCAGUUAGAGCGACUUGAUCAGCAGAAGAAGAUAGACGAGAAGACUGGUAAAGUUAACAACAACACAUUCGCACGAGAAAACCCCGAUGAUAUGAUCAGCGAUCAUAUUGGUCCAGUGCAGUUUAAUAUGGGUGGUAUUCAAGUGGAUGCCGACGAUAUGGUACAGCGGCUUAAGGACCGUCAAGCCUACGGACAAUCCCCUGAAGCCCGCCCGGAUGAAGAGUCUCGGAUUGAGGAAGGAGGAACACAAGUAGAUACGGAUACGUUAGCCAAGUUCUUCGGCAAUCUAAUGAAUAGAAAGCCAACAGCUGGCGGAAGUGUAAGUAAAUGAUGACGACGCUACGGGGUGCAACACGAUAAAGGUUCAUGACCGAGUUGCACGUAGCUAGCAGUAACGA